AUUAAGAAGUUCAUCCCAAGUUCUUAAUUCCCCCCUUGAACACUAUUCCUCUAUAAAGCUAGGCAACCUCUCCUGAACCUUUUAGCAAUCAAAUAUGCAAGUCAUGGCUUGCAAGAAGUGUCUUGAGGUGCGAUCAAGAUCUUCCUUUCCUUCCCCUCCCAUGCUUCGACUUUGUAUGAUUUCGCAAUCCUGCUGUCGGUAGCUUUCCAUUUUUUGACACAUAGUCGAUGGAGUAGCAUGGAAGAUGGCCAUGAGGUCAAGAGCUGUGAAAUCCCUUUGUUGUAGCAAAACAGGUUCAAGAGCGUCGAUGAAGCAUCAAGAAUCAUGCAAGAGAUGGAUACUAGACCCCGAAAGCCUUUCAUUCAUAGUGUGGAAUCGCGUCUUCCUUGUUUCAUGCUACAUCGCUUUGAUCAUCGAUCCGAUGAUCUUCUACUGGCCUAUGAUCAAGGUCAUCGCCGCCGAUGGCUCUUCGUGCAUCGACUUGGAUCGGAGAUUGAGUGUUUCGAUCACUUUGAUGAGCUCAGUAACCAAUCUAUUCUAUCUACUUAACAUGGUAGUAAAGUUUCACACUGCAUACACCGCACCCAAUUCGAGAGUAUUCGCAAAGGGGGAGCUUGUCGUGAACCGGAAACUGAUCGGAAGACGGUACAUCAAGUCAGAUUUCUCCGCAGAUUUAGCCGCAUCGCUGCCUCUCACUCAAGCUGUCACUUGGCUUCUGAUUCCAGAAGCAAGAAACUCCAGCAACGUGAUGGUGACUUUGAUCAUCCUUGUUCAGUAUUCACUGAGAUUGUACCUCACCUACACUUUGACUGAUCAGAUCAUAGAAGCCACUGGUGUGAUCACCAAGAGUGCCUGGGGAGGAGCUGUAUACAAUCUCCUGCUGUACCUCCUCGCCAGUCAUAUAAUAGGAGCGAUAUGGUACCUGUUUACGAUAGCAAGGCAGAUGACAUGCUGGAAAGAAGAGUGCCUGAUGGAGGGAACGAACAGCAGCAGGAAUGGAACGACCUGCGAAUUCAGGUUUCUGGACUGCGACUUCUCCGGUUUGACGGAGAGGCAGGUCUGGGCGAACGGCACGCGGGUUUUUGCCAACUGCGAUGCUAAGAACUCAAGCAUCGCCUUCCACUAUGGCAUCUUCUUGAAUUCUCUGAGCUUUGGGGUUCCCUCUGUCAACUUGGGGGAUAAGUAUUGCUAUGGCCUCUGGUGGGGGUUUCAACAGUUGAUCUCCAAUGGACAGAAUAUGGUGAACAGCACCUUCUUCGGGGAGACGCUGUUCUCUAUAGGCAUCGCCAUGGUCAGCCUCAUUUUAUUUGCUCAAUUGAUCGGGAACAUGCAGACGUAUUUGCAAUCCAUCAUCGCGAGAGUGGAAAAAUGGAGGCUGAGGCAAGGAGACACGGAAGAGUGGAUGCGCCACCGCCAGCUUCCGCCUCACUUUCGCCGUCGAGUCCGCCAGUUCUAUCGGUCCCAGUGGCUCGCCACCAGAGGAGUCGAUGAGGAAUCCAUACUCCGAGGCUUGCCUUCCGAUCUCCGCCGCGAUAUCAAGCACCACCUCUGCAUCGAUCUCGUCCGACGCGUUUCUUUCUUCUCCGAGAUGGAUGACGCUCUCCUCGACGCUAUCUGCGAGCGGCUGGUGUCGUUCCAGAGCGCCGCCGGCACGGUGCGGGUGCGGGCGGGCGACCCGGUGACGGAGAUGCUAUUCGUGAUCCGCGGGAAGCUGCGAAGCUCCGCCGCUGGUGGACGCGGCGGCCGGUCGGGGCACCACGGCUCGACCAUCCUGGGGCCGGGCGACUUCUGCGGCGAGGAGCUGCUGCCGUGGGCGCUGCACCCGGCGCCGUCGCAGUCUCCGUGCCGGCUACCGGUCUCCGCGCGCACGGUGACGGUGGCGGUGCAAGCGGAGGGCUUCGCGCUGCGGGCGGAAGAUCUCCGGUUCGUGGCGAGCCAGUUCAGGAGGAUGCACAGCCAGAGGCUGCAGCACGCGCUCCGGUACUACUCGCACCAGUGGCGCGCGUGGGCGGCGUGCCUAGUGCAGGCAGCGUGGCGGCGGUACCGGAGGAGGAAAGCGGCCAGGGAAUCGGGGCAGUGGGAGUCAUUCGUGUCGAGAUCGGACGAGGUGGAAGGCGGGAACGGCGGAUGUUGCAGACACCAGGAGGAUGGUUUUGGCGGGAGCGGAGAUUUGAGGUGCGACAGCCGUACAAGUUCCCGCGGGAAAUUUAGAAGAGUAGAAACGAUGGCGAUGGCCAAACCGGAGAAGCCACACGAGCCUGAUUUCUCUAUUUUUCUCCAUGGCUGA
Zingiber officinale is the source of this 2287-nucleotide messenger RNA. RefSeq names its product cyclic nucleotide-gated ion channel 17-like. Gene Ontology annotation, biological process: monoatomic ion transport; transmembrane transport. The coding region runs from base 245 to 2287 and encodes 680 amino acids. Gene Ontology annotation, cellular component: membrane. Gene Ontology annotation, molecular function: monoatomic ion channel activity. The record is from RefSeq and is a predicted model, not a curated record. The transcript has 7 exons. NCBI's taxonomy places the organism in Eukaryota, Viridiplantae, Streptophyta, Magnoliopsida, Zingiberales, Zingiberaceae.